Drosophila busckii is the source of this 458-nucleotide messenger RNA. RefSeq names its product protein suppressor of variegation 3-7. Lineage: Eukaryota; Metazoa; Arthropoda; Insecta; Diptera; Drosophilidae. The record is from RefSeq and is a predicted model, not a curated record. Gene Ontology annotation, molecular function: DNA binding. The transcript has 2 exons. Bases 34 to 441 code for a protein of 135 amino acids.
UUGUAAACAAAUAAAUAAAUCCAAUUUUAAGACAUGUCGGCAAAACGUUGUAGCAUGAAAACACAGCGUGGACUUAAGCGUGAAGACCUAUUGGCCAGUGUCAUUAGAGACCGUACUUCUCUAAGAAACUAUUUCGACAAACUUGAACGCACAAAGUCUCAACAGCAAGUUUCUCAAAAAACAAAUUCAGCUGUAAUGCAAGUCCAGCGAGAUAGCUAUGAUCUGUUUUUCGAAAGUGCUUGCAUAAGUAUAAAGGGUUUGCCACCUAAGCUGGCGGCUGAAGCUAAGAGUCGGAUAUCACAGAUCAUUACAGAGUUCGAACUGCGCGCCAUUUCGGAGCAGGAGGAGCAGAGUGAAAAAUUGCAAGCAGUCAAAGUCAAAUCGACGAAGAUGACCGAUCCUGCGUCUAAAAUAGUCUACAAAUUUAAAGCAUACACCUGAGCAAGCUAUCCCUAAGU